Cynocephalus volans (Philippine flying lemur) is the source of this 2734-nucleotide messenger RNA. RefSeq names its product phosphoglycolate phosphatase (gene PGP). The record is from RefSeq and is a predicted model, not a curated record. Lineage: Eukaryota; Metazoa; Chordata; Mammalia; Dermoptera; Cynocephalidae. Gene Ontology annotation, molecular function: sn-glycerol 3-phosphatase activity. The transcript has 2 exons. The coding region runs from base 6 to 974 and encodes 322 amino acids.
CGGCCAUGGCGGAGGCGGAGGCUGGCGGCGACGACGACGCCCGCUGCGUGCGGCUGAGCGCCGAGCGGGCCCGGGCGCUGCUGGCCGGCGUGGACACGCUGCUGUUCGACUGCGACGGCGUGCUAUGGCGCGGCGAGACGGCCGUGCCCGGCGCGCCUGAGGCGGUGAGCGCGCUGCGGGCCCGCGGCAAGCGCCUGGGCUUUAUCACCAACAACAGCAGCAAGACCCGCGCGGCCUACGCCGAGAAGCUGCGGCGCUUGGGCUUCGGCGGCCCGACGGCCCCCGGUGCGGGGCCCGAGGUCUUCGGCACGGCCUACUGCACGGCAGUCUACCUGCGCCAGCGCCUGGCGGGCGCGCCGGCCCCCAAGGCCUACGUGCUGGGCGGCCCGGCGCUGGCCGCCGAGCUGCGGGCCGCGGGCGUCGCCAGCGUGGGCGUGGGGCCCGAGCCGCUGCAGGGUGACGGCCCCGGCGACUGGCUGGACGCGCCGCUCGAGCCCGACGUGCGCGCCGUGGUGGUGGGCUUCGAUCCGCACUUCAGCUACAUGAAGCUCACCAAGGCCGUGCGCUACCUGCAGCGGCCGGGCUGCCUGCUCGUGGGCACCAAUAUGGACAACCGGCUGCCGCUCGAGAAUGGCCGCUUCACCGCGGGCACCGGCUGUCUGGUCCGCGCCGUGGAGAUGGCCGCCCAGCGCCAGGCCGACAUCAUCGGGAAGCCCAGCCGCUUCAUCUUCGACUGCGUGUCCCGGGAGUACGGCCUCGACCCCGAGCGCACAGUCAUGGUGGGAGACCGCCUGGACACGGACAUCCUCCUGGGUGCCACCUGCGGCCUGAAGACCGUGCUGACCCUCACCGGGGUCUCCACUCUGGGGGACGUGAGGAGUAACCAGGAAAGCGACUGCGAGGUUAAGAAGAAGAUGGUCCCUGACUUCUAUGUCGACAGCAUAGCAGACCUUUUGCCCGCCCUUCAAGGUUAAAGACCUAGUGUCUUUAAUCUCCAGAAUAAAAAAACAAAACAAAACAAAUUUGAAGAUCAGUUACCCAAAUUAGUAAGUGGGACUUUAGCAUCCGCUCAGCUAGUGGUUUCAGAGAGUGUAAUUGGAGUUAAGCAAAGGCGUUAGUUGCUAACCUUGUAAGUAAACGUUUGGGGGGCGAUUUUGUUUACAGUUGCUUAUGUUUUAAGAUGCACUUUUAAGCCUAGAGGGCAUUUGGGGGGGGGUCCUGGGCCUGGGAUGCUGCCAGCAAGGGCUGGCUCAGCAUCUGUCCAGGAUUCAGGUAACCUCAGGGCCUGCUGCUGAUGGGACUAAGGUGGGUGUAGGGCUGUAUGUUGUUUCACUGAAAAAUUCAUUCAGGGAUCAAGCCCCCCUGAAGGGCAGAGGAGGAGAGCGGCUGAUUAGGGUGACUUUGGUGAGGAGCUUGUGCAUACCACACCAGGGCCUCAGUGGUCGUCAGCGCACAGUCUGCUGCAGCCUCGCAGCUCUCCUGCAGGCUAGGAGCAGGGGGCUGCUCCUGGUGGCAUUUCCCUGUCCUUGGGUGUGGCAUGCUGCCCUUGCCACUCCCUCUCCGCACUUCCUCCAAAACCACUCUGAUGUCUCAAUUGAGUGUCUGUUCCGUUUCAGAUACCCAGGGCUGCCACUUCUCAUACACAUUUGCCCAGUUGUGUAAACUCAGCCCAGCUAAACCUCUGGGCUGAGUUUAAACCCAGGUGACUUGGACUGGUGGCGUAUUGGUGGCCUAGCCACCAAGAGGGCGUGGAUGCCUUCACUGAACUCUGGGCUGCUGUGCAGGGGGGUCAGAGCAGCGUUGGUGCCAAAAGUUAUUUUUUUUAAAACUUGUGAACAACUUUGUUAGGUGUUGGAAUUGAAUCUUAAGUGUUUUGAUUAAUAGCUGUGCUCUGCGUCAUAGGGAAAAUCCCACUGAAGAAGUCUCCGUGCCUACAGCUAGCAGCAUGGCUAAAGGCAUGUGCUGGCCAAGGGAAUGCCUGUUGCCCAGGGCACCCUCUGGGAGGUGGAGGAAAGAAGUGUCCCAAGAACAGGAGGUCCUUUACAAAACAUCCAGUCUCUUCCUGUCCUCAUCUCCUGGUGUGGUGGGGUUCGAUGCCAAUGGCCAUGAAGCCACCCACCUUGGCCCCUGGAUUCCCUUGUCAAUGGCCAGCAGGGGGAUUGGUGAGGUCCACCAGCCAGCCAAGGGUUCCUGGCAGGGGCUCUGGCCUUUUCUGCCUGGUUCCUAAGUCUGCUGACCUUUAACAGGCCAGAUAAGCAGACUGUCAGCAGCACUUGCAGGGCAGAGCCUGGGAAGCUGUUCCUUUUGGCCGACUCCUUCCCUGUGCCUGCCCUGCACCCAGUGCUUCUCUCCCAGCCCGGGUCACAGCGCUCCUCUGCUUGUUCACUGAGAGUUCUCAGAGCAAUAAAGGGGUCCUGAGCCUCAGCUCCUCUCAGGCCUGGGGUGUCUGGGGUUUGGACUGCUGCAGGCCAACACGAGUGCAGCCGCGCCUGUGAGGUUGGUGGUGCUGACGUUGGCUCUGCGAGGUCGGCUCAAGGUGGGUCUGGAAAUUGAGCGGGCCUGUCAGGGCGUUGUCACCCACACCAGGAGCACACAGCAGGUGCGGCAGCCAUUGAUGCCUCCUUCUCCUGCCGACCCACCGCCCUGGAGCCUGUGUGUACCCCGUCCCCAGCCUGCAAGGGGUCGUUACACUGUGUAAACCCGAAUGCACAUUAAACUCUCAAAUCUGUGCUGA